AAUUUGCUUUGUACCCACGUAAAUUUUUAUUCGGUGAAUUACCUAUUUAGGAAACAAGAUAAAACGUUGAUAACGCAAAAAACAAACACUGAGUACUUGAUAACAAAACUCGAAAAACGUAACAAUUCGAAUCAUUCUAAAUCACAUAUUGUUCGGACGUAGUCGUAAUUAUGAGAAUGUUCAUAAUACCAGAGAAAGAUCUUCGAAAGUUGGUGUGCUCCAACUGUGGUAAAUACCUUUCUGUCCUACCAAUAAAAACGACGAUUAAGGGAGAUGUAUGUGGGAGAUGUAGUGAUAUUCGUGGUGCAAAAUCGAGUGUGGAAAACCGAUAUAAAGAAGGUCUGUUCAGGUGCAUCAACUGGUACGAUGGAUGUAAUAAGUUAAUCUUGUUUGAAAAUUCAAAAAAGCACGAGGAGAAAUGUACCAGUGUCUCUCAUGCGUGUCCCAUUUGCCCAAGUUUCUCAUGUACCACUCUGGAGAUGAUGCACCACUAUAAACAAUACCAUAAGAGUCAUUUCGUGAAUUCGUACAAGGUUACCUGUGACGUGUCGGAGGAGAAGAGUCAGACGUAUUUGUAUUAUUCGGACGUAGUGCUUUGUUUUUGGUAUUUGCAAUUUGAAGAUAAGAAGCUUUCAGCCAGAUGUGUCAGUUUGGGAUCGUCCGAUGAAGCAUGUUUGAUUACCCAACAGCUGAUUAUUGAUAGAAUUGAUGGCCAGGAGACUAAGUAUUUCAGCAAAGUACAACACUGUAAUGGAUUGAACAAUCCCGAAGAGCAUAAAAUAUCAGUACCCUUCAAUUACAUUAAACAAUUUGCAGACGUUCCCAGACAAUUCGAUUUGCGGUUGAGAUUGAACUUUGUUAAAAUAAAUCGCAUAUAUGAAUUAGAAUUUAAUCCGCAAAAAAAGAUUAUAAAGGUACCACCUACACCAAAAAAGGGAAUAAAAGAAAAACGACACAUAGAAACUCAAACAAACAAUGUGACGAAUGAAAGUGAGAAUUCACAGGAAAAGGCAAAGGUACAAGUUAGUGACAAAUGUGUUCAAACAGAGUUAUAUUCGGAAGUAGUAUUGACAGAUCAGUUUAAAGAGAACCACCCAAAUUUUAAACUGAGCCCUUGUGGAACAGCUGUAGUGUCUUCAACUACCCAACGAAGAAUUGAAUUGGUAUGCUCAAAUUGUUUACAUUUUACAGGUACAAACGUUUUAAGGUGCAUAAACAAGUUACAUGUGGUGUGUUGGGAUUGCAAGGCAUGGUGUACCCUUUGCGACGACAAAAUUUUUGACUUCGCCACCGAAUCCUCCACAAUUAACGACGAUCUAUUGAUUCCGUGCAGAUGGGCAUGUGACAAGAAAUUUUCAGGAGGAAACCUAAGAGAUCACGAAAAAAUCUGCCCCGUACAACCACAAAUUUCUUGUCCUGUUUUAUUAUGUGAUUACCGAUCGAUUCCGAUAAAUAUGAAAAAUCACUUUACUCUUCACAGACAGUUUGACUUUUUUACAGAAUGGCCGAUGAACUUGUCUCAUAUUGGCAGAAGACACUCGUACUUUUUGUUGGGAAGUCGCAUGUUCAAGGUUUCGAAGUCGGAUGAUUCCACGACGGUGGAAAUUCAAUCAAUGAGUGAGCUCACAGAUCACAUAAUGGUGUUGAUUGUGAUGAACAUGCAAAUAUUUCUUACGGAUGGCCACCCUGUAGUUUUACCGAAGAAUGAAAAUGUCAAGUUCCUAUUGAGGAGAAAUAAGUCUAUAAAUAUUUAUAAACAGUAACAUUUGUAAUCUCUUAAUUGCAAAAAUAAAAAUUCUGUUUUCACUUC
Aethina tumida (small hive beetle) is the source of this 1810-nucleotide messenger RNA. RefSeq lists its product as uncharacterized. NCBI's taxonomy places the organism in Eukaryota, Metazoa, Arthropoda, Insecta, Coleoptera, Nitidulidae. The record is from RefSeq and is a predicted model, not a curated record. The transcript has 2 exons. Bases 171 to 1763 code for a protein of 530 amino acids.